AUGUAUGAAUAUUAUAGUACUGGUAAAAUAAGGAGCUUACCUCAACAAGUGGAUAGUAACGGAAUUAAUAGUAAACCAAUGAACUCAUCACCAUCCACUCCAAUACCAAAUAAUAAUAAUAAUAAUAAUAAUAAUAAUAAUAAUAAUAAUAAUAAUAAUAAUAAUAAUAAUAAUAAUAAUAAUAAUAAUCGAAAUAAAAGUCAACAAUCUUUCUAUCUUAAUAACAAUAAUAGAAAUUGUGGAUUCUCAUCACCUACCAAACCACAAUACAAUAAUAAUAAUAAUAAUAACAACAAUAAUAAUAGCAACUACAACCAUAGUUAUGGUGGUGGAGGAGGUGGUACAACAUCCCAAUUUCAACAACAUCAUCUUCAUCCAGUAAAUAGAAAACCACCAAAAUUUAAAAUCAGUUAUUCAGUUAAAAAUACAUUAAACAAUACAAUAAUUCCAGAUAGACAUUGUUUUGGUGUGAAUAGUUUAGCAUAUAAUCAUAGAAAAUCAAUAUUAUAUAGUGCUGGUAGGGAUAGUACAAUAAAAUCUUACCAAAUUGGUGGUGGUGAUAAUGACAAUGAUAUCAAUGAAAAGAAUGAAUAUGGUUUCAAAUUUAAAAAAUCAUUUAAUGAUCAUACAGAUUGGGUUAAUGAUUUAUUUUUUAAUGAUAGUAAUAUUUUGGUCUCAUGUUCAUCAGAUUCUACAAUUAAAAUUUGGAAUACAGAUAGUGAAAGAUGUGUAAAUAGUUUAAAAUUUCAUGAUGAUUAUGUAAAGGUAUUGGCAUAUGCACCAAAAGCAAAUUAUUUUGCAUCAUCAGGAUUAGAUUCACACAUAAAGAUAUGGGAUUUAUCAAUUUGUUCAAUUUCACAAUCAUUUUCAAUUGAUAAUAAUAAUAAUAAUAAUCAUAACAGUAGUAGUAAUUAUAAUCAAUUUGGUGAUACCUCAAUUUUAAAGCAUAUUACUAAUAAUUCUCAACCAACGAAUAAAAUUAAUAAUUGUAAUAUUAAUGUUGUUAAUGGUAAUAUUAACAUUAGUACUAAUAAUAAUAAUAAUAAUAGUAGUAGUAGUAAUAAUAAUAAUAACAACAAUAAUAAUAAUAAUAAUGGUCAAACCAAUACACAUGAGAAUACAGCAGAAACUAGUGAUUCUGAGGGUUCAAAAGAUGAUAAUCAAUUGUCGUCAGUCAAUAAAAAUGGUAUUAGAUCAAAUUUAAGCAAUAAUAAUUUUAGAAAUAUUGAUAAUAUUGAUGAAUAUACACCACCAUCAUCAGUACUUAAUCAUACACCAAAAAUAUUAAGCAGUAAUGGUAGAAAUGUAAAUAAUAGAGAAAAUAAUAAUAAUAAUAAUAAUAAUAAUAAUAAUAAUAAUAAUAAUAAUAAUAAUAAUAAUAAUAAUAAUAAUAAUAAUAAUAAUAAUAAUAAUAAUAAUAUAAACAAUAAUAAUCAUGAAAAUAAUGGUAAUGUAGAUGUUGAUGAUGAAGAUGAUGAUGACGACGACGACGAUGACGAUGAUGAUGAUUGUAACAAAAAUAAAAAGAAAUAUGAUGAUAACAACAAUAAUAAUAAUUAUAAUAAUAAUAAUAACAAAAAAAAUAAUAGUAAUGAUAACAAUAAUGAUAAUAAUAAUUUAAAUAAAAAAUUCUCACCAAUGUUUGGUAGUGGUUCAUAUUUAGUUGGUAAAUCAGGUGGUGAAGGUAUUUCAAUUUAUAGUUUAGCAAUAGCUCAGGAUGCAUCGUUUGUAGUUAGUGGAUCAACAGAGAGAGCAAUAAGAGGUUGGGAUGUGAGAAGUGGUCAAAAGAUAUUCAAAUUAAAAGGUCACACUGAUAAUAUUAGAUCGAUUUUAUUGAAUGACAAUUCAACUCGUUGUCUAUCUGCUAGUAGUGAUGGUACAGUUAGAUUAUGGGAUAUUGGUGAACAAAGAUGUAUUCAAGUAUUUGAUGAUUUACAUACAGAUUCAGUUUGGACAUUGGCAACAAAUGAUUCAUUCUCUCAUUUCUUUAGUGGAGGUCGUGAUGGUAUGAUUUUCUUAACCGAUUUAAAGACUCAUCAAUCAAGAUUGGUUUCUAGAGAAAAUGAACCAAUUCUAAAGAUAUUAAAUAAUCAAGAUGAUCAAUCAAUUUGGGUUUCAACAACAAGUUCAACAAUUAAAAAUUAUGGUCUUUCAAAUUUUUAUGAUAAAAAUCAAAGUAUUGAUAAUAAUACCACUAAUUGUGGUUCAAUUAGUAGUGAAAUUUUAUAUAAUAAUAAUAAUAAUAAUAAUAAUAAUAAUAAUAAUAAUAAUAAUAAUAAUAAUAAUAAUAAUAAUAAUAAUAAUAACAAUAGAGAAAAAUUAUCAACCAUUAAUGAAGAUAGUAAUGGACUUCAAGUUGAUGAACCAAAAAUAAAAAUUCAAGGUAGAGCAGGUAUAAUUAAGAAUCAAGUUUUAAAUAAUAGAAGACAAGUACUCACUAAAGAUAAUGAUAAUAACGUUCAAUUAUGGGAUAUUACCAAGGGUAAAGAGAUUGAAUCAUUUGGUAAGGUUGACUUUGAUAAGAAAUUAGAAGAGUUUAAUGAGGUAAUAUCAAUACCAAAAUGGUUUCAAGUCGAUUGUAAAACAGGUAGUUUAUUCAUUUCUUUAGAGUCACCAUUAUGUUUUUCAGCAGAUGCUUAUCAAACCAAUUUAGGUUUAACACCAACUGAAGAUUCAUUAAUUAACAUUGGUGAAAGUAUACUCUAUUCUCUUUUCUCAAAAUGGAUAAUGGGAUAUAAUCUAAUUCAAUUAAAUGCCACUACAAAUAAAGAUAAUGAAUUAAAUCAUUCAAAUGAUAGUGUUAAUAGCUCGCUAAGUUCAAAUACAAGUGGUGAUAAUAAUAAUAAUAAUUAUAAUAAUUAUAAUAAUUAUAAUAAUAAUAAUAAUAAUGGUUUACAAAAAUCUUCAUCAUCUUCAUCAAUUGUAUCAACAAAUAGUACCACUCCAAAUAGUGGUAGACCACUAAUUGAAAUAAUGGCAAAGAAAUCCAUUUUCCAUUUACCAAGUAACACUGAUGUUGUUAUCUCUGAUGAAACCUCUGGUUUGGUUUUAUAUAGAUCAAGAAUUGAAGAAUUCACUGGUAGAGAACAAAUUAAAAUCAUUGAUUGGUUAUACAAUUGUUUAGAGACAUCUGCUAUACCCAUCAAAAGAGAUAAUCAAAAAAUAUCUUUCUCUGUGGAAGUUAACGAAAAAAUCCCUCAAAAUUUAAAUGCUCCCUAUUAUAUUCAAGUUAGAAAAAUAUGUGAUCAUGUUUUAAAUAAUUUUUUUAUUAAUCCGAAUAAUAACAAUAAUAAUAAUAGUAGUGUCAACAAUGAUUUACCAAAAGGUGAAGAAUUUUUUGAAAUUUGUUUACAAAAUAAGAUUUUAUUACCCCAUUAUACAUUAGGAACUGUCAAAUCCUUCUUUUGGAAACAAAAUAGUACAAUUCCUUUAACUGCUCGUGUAAAGGCUCAAUAUAUAAAUGAAACAGAGUUAGUGAAAUAUUUAAAACAAUUAUCAUUAAAUCAUAAUAAAAAAUAA
Messenger RNA from Dictyostelium discoideum AX4, 3519 nucleotides. RefSeq names its product WD40 repeat-containing protein. NCBI's taxonomy places the organism in Eukaryota, Evosea, Eumycetozoa, Dictyosteliales, Dictyosteliaceae. Bases 1 to 3519 code for a protein of 1172 amino acids. The transcript is spliced from 2 exons. The record is from RefSeq and is a predicted model, not a curated record.